AUGUCUCCAAAUCCGCUAAAGCAAACCGACAAGUUCACACCCAUAUCCACCAUCAUUACCAAAGAGUUUUUGCAAAAUGCGUUAAAGAUGGAGGCGAAAGGUGGUUCUGUACCUGAAAUAGUUACUCAUUUUGCCACCCUCGGCACCCAACCGGGCGAUAAUUACAUGAGCGUCAUUUACUCCGUUGAUGUCGACUUAUCGGACGGAACCAAGCGUUACCUUCUGAUUAAAUGUUAUCCCAGCCAUCCCGCCAGACAAGAGUUUACAAACAAGAUGAAUAUGUUUUUCAAGGAGUGUGAAGUGUACUCGAAGUGGAUUCCGGCAUUGACAAGAAUAAAGUCAGAAGUGUUUGGUUUUGAUAAGGAGGAAGCUGUUAAGUUGCCCUACGCGAAAUUCGUGCAUGGUGAAUGUAUCGAUUUUCAGUCGGAGGAAGGCAAGCUUCGAAAAUCCGGACCGAUCAGUUCACUCGAUAAUUACAUCAUUAUGGAAGAUCUCCGAAAAACGCACGGGUUUCGAAUGACUAAUCGUCUCGAACCUCUCGACCUUGACCAUAUGCGUCUCAUUAUUGAAGCCUUGUCGAAAGUACAUGCAAUGAGUUGGGCGUAUCGUCACCAUGUGGAGUCAGAUAUUACAGAAAAGUUUCCCUGCUUGGUUACUAAUGUGUCACGUGAAGAUUUUGCAGCCUGGGACAAUGUUAUCCUUGCCAGUCUAGAACAGGCUAAGGGAAUUUUUGACAAAGAGUUUGGCCCUAAAAAUGAUUAUUCUUCGGCCCUUGAUAAAUUUGCCGGCAUGGUUGGCAGGGUGUCUGAAAUGUUCACUGGAGAAAGGACUGCUGCCGGAUGGGCAAAAUUGAUGCGUGUUAUAGAACCAGAUCCGAAUAAGUUUGGAAAAGAUGCUGACAACCCAGAACCUUGGCGAAUCAUAUGUCACGGAGAUUGCUGGAGCAAUAAUAUGCUUUUUCGGUAUGACCAAGACACCGGAAAACCGCUGGAAGUCGUCCUCGUUGACCUCCAGGCCCCACAAGAAACAUGCGUCGUAAAUGACCUCGAAUAUGUUUUUCAUGUCUGUACGACUCUCGCUUUGAGAAGAUCGCAUCUAGACGACCUCCUCCAACUUUACCACGACACGUUCAACGACAUUUGUACAAAAUUUAGGACGCCCACACUGCCCGGAUUUUGCAUGGACUCGCUCCGAUUUCGGUUUCAUCGGGCAAAGUUGUUUGGCUACUACAUGGCCCUGAUGGGGCUUCCAAUUAUGCUGAAUGAGGGUGAAGUUCGCAACAUGGAAGACUUGGAGGAGUGGAAAGAUAUCACGGAUGCAUUCAUUGAAAUAUGUGCAGAUACGGCUGGAACUAAUCGUCUCGUUAAGGAGAGGCUUAUCGAAACCACGAAAGGAAUGAUUGAGGACGGUGUCUUUUAAGCUUAAUAGUGAAAAGUUCACAUAUUUUCAAGUUGGAUUGUUCAAUUAUAUUUUACUAAUUGUUCAAUUAUUGAAUGCAUACUAUAAUUCUUUAAUAUACAAACAUUGAAGUUUUUAUUUACUUGUUAGAAAGAUUUUAGUUAUAAAAAUAUAUUGAGCCAUUAGUAAAGUACAAAAAUACUUCAGCGUUUAUUUGUGCAGCUUUCUCCAAGUAAAACUCUAGCGCAAUAUCUGCAUACAUAAUGAUUGAUAAAUAUAUGUUAUUAUGUCAGUGGU
Molecule: messenger RNA, 1695 nt
Organism: Folsomia candida
Lineage: Eukaryota; Metazoa; Arthropoda; Collembola; Entomobryomorpha; Isotomidae
Exons: 3
Coding region: 1-1419 (472 amino acids)
Source: RefSeq, a predicted model, not a curated record